AUGCCUGCAUCGACUCAUUCAGAUCUCAUUCGCGAGAUACGUGAGAGACAACGACGUCGAUCGCAUAUAAUUGGAUCUCAUAACAUUCGACCAAAACAACAUCAAGCUGCUCAAAUCAAGACAUAUACGGAUCUACUAAACGAACAAAUCAUUGGAAAAUAUCCAAUAAAAUCCAUUCAACCUGUCAAGGAAACAAGAAUAGUACGGAACGAUUACUCUCAACACUUUAUAAACACUGGUGUGCGCCCACAAAACACUAUUCGUGAACCACCCUUGCCUUCUCGAUACGACGAGUACCCAAGACUUGCUCAACUGACUAGACUCAAGGAUGACAAUGUCGCUAGAAGAGCUACUCCUAGCAUGUCUCUGCGUGCAGACCUAAAGACGUUGGACCUAAAUGCUAGUCUAGGUGGCAAAUUUGACGUUAUUCUUGUCGAUCCACCACUUGAAGAAUAUUCACGAGUAUCCGCCGUCGCAGGAAGCACAAACCUCUCCAAAACAGGACAGUCGUCAUGGUCGUGGCCUGAAAUCGAAGCUCUAAGAAUCGAAGACAUUGCUGCUCCCAUAUCCUUCUGUUUCUUGUGGGUUGGUGAUGCCGAGGGACUUGACAAGGGACGUCAAGUAUUACAUCGAUGGGGGUUUAGAAGGUCUGAAGAUGUUGCGUGGAUUAAAACAAAUCGAACUUCGCAGGGUGUACAAAUCGUUGAACCAAGAGGAAUCUUACAGCAUACAAAAGAACAUUGCUUGAUGGGUAUACGUGGAACUGUUCGUAGAAGCACUGAUGGACAUCUUGUCCAUUGUAAUAUUGAUACUGAUGUCAUUAUUACUGAAGAGCCUCCCUUUGGAAGUACAGCCAAACCUGAAGAAAUGUACCAUCUCAUUGAACACUUUUGUCUUGGACGACGACGACUUGAAUUAUUUGGAGAGGACCACAACAUGCGACCUGGAUGGGUAACAGUAGGAUCGGAUCUAUCUAUAUCUGAUUUCAAUCCGACAAAGUACUGGCCUCAAUUUGAUGGACCUGAUGGGACUCUUGUUGGUGCUUCACAGGAGGUCGAAUCGCUCAGACCAAAGUCCAAAUCGCCUCCACCAUCGAAAAGGCGGAAUGGGCGUGGUGGUGGGAUGGGUGGUAUGAGUUGA
Synchytrium microbalum is the source of this 1140-nucleotide messenger RNA. RefSeq lists its product as uncharacterized. The transcript is spliced from 7 exons. The coding region runs from base 1 to 1140 and encodes 379 amino acids. Gene Ontology annotation, molecular function: mRNA binding. The record is from RefSeq and is a predicted model, not a curated record. Gene Ontology annotation, cellular component: nucleus; RNA N6-methyladenosine methyltransferase complex. NCBI's taxonomy places the organism in Eukaryota, Fungi, Chytridiomycota, Chytridiomycetes, Synchytriales, Synchytriaceae.